Molecule: messenger RNA, 2723 nt
Organism: Daphnia magna
Lineage: Eukaryota; Metazoa; Arthropoda; Branchiopoda; Diplostraca; Daphniidae
Product: transposon Ty3-G Gag-Pol polyprotein
Exons: 1
Coding region: 132-1703 (523 amino acids)
Source: RefSeq, a predicted model, not a curated record
UGGGAGGCCGCCUCAAAUACUUUGCGUCGAACUGGACGGAAGUGUCGAGAGAUCCGUGGAUCCUAGAAGUAGUGGGUAUCGGCUUAUCUAUAGAAUCUUCAGAGCCGGUCCAAACCUUUCGGCCGGGUAGAAUGUCCUUAGGUAUGAGGGAAACCGAGAUUUGUGACCAAGAAAUCGCUUCUUUACCAAGGAAAAAGGCCAUUAAAAUUUCGUCUGAGCCACCAUCCUCAUCCUUUCUAAGUCCUUUCUUUGUAAUUCCAAAAAAAGGGGGGAAGUUUAGGCCGGUGCAUAACCUUAAAAAACUCAAUAGCUUUGUUCUAUACCGUCACUUGAAGAUGGAGGGAAAUUCAAUGCUGAAAAAUAUGGUGAAACAAGGAGAUUGGUUUGGGAAAAUCGACCUUAGAGAUGCAUAUCUCACCGUUCCCGUUCACCCGGCGCACCAACGAUAUCUUCAACUACAAUGGCGCGACAUACUAUACGAGUUUACGUGUUUACCUUUCGGUUUGUCAUCCGCUCCGUGGGCAUUUACGAAACUGCUUAGGCCAGUAGCAGCAUACUUACUGAGGCGGGGGAUACAUUUAAUAAUCUAUUUGGAUGAUAUGCUUAUCAUAUCGUCGAGCAAGGAUAGCCUGACCCGCGACUUUAAUUUCAUUAAAUCACUUCUGGAGUUUCUCGGUUUUCUUGUGAACAUGGAGAAAUUUGUUGGGGAGCCUACCAAAGAAAUAGAAUUUUUAUGUCUCGUAGUUAACUCCGUGGGUUUGUCUGUCGCGUUACCCAAAGAAAAGGUAGAAGAGGUGAUUCGGUUAGGGGAAGAAGCUCUCUCAAAACCGUUUGUAUCCUUUCGGGAGAUGGCUGUAAUCUUGGGAAAGUUUGCAUGGGCAACUAUUGCCGUACCGUUUGCUCAGGCACACUAUAGGGAUUUGCAGACUUUUUAUAUUUCCCAUGCUAUGGAAGGGAAUUUGAAGGCGCUGGUUAAAUUAGCCGAACCCGCUCGACGGGACAUUUUAUGGUGGUCAAAAAACUUACGGGGAGCGAAUGGUAGACCACUAAGUGAAAAUGACCCAGAUUUAGUAAUCUUUUCUGAUGCUUCCCUGUCUGGGUGGGGUGGCUGUUGUAAUGAGGUGAAGACAAAAGGUCCAUGGUCGGGCAUGGAUCGUUUAAGGCACAUAAACGAAUUAGAACUGAUCGCCGCCUUUCACUGCCUUAAAGUUUUUACUAGCCACUCGGCAGAAUUAACUGUACUUAUGCAGUUAGAUAAUGCAACGGCAGUCGCUUACAUAAAUAAGAGAAGAGGGUCAAAAUCGAGGGCCCUGAAUAAAAUAGCAAUGGAAAUAAUUGAUUGGUGUGAAGUGAGACGUUUAAAAAUCCAGGCCGCAUAUCUACCGGGGUGUCAAAACUUUGUUGCAGACCGCGAAUCUCGUCGCGAGACAGACUCGAGCGACUGGAGGUUGUCACCGACGGCGUUCGCCAAGUUAAGGCUAAUCUGGGAGAUGGAGGUGGACCUGUUCGCCUCAGCAUGGAACGCACAGCUGGACAGAUUUGUCAGUUGGUUUCCACAACCGAACGCCUGGAGGAUGAAUGCGCUGGCAUUCAGCUGUAAGGGGUUGAAACCAUACGCCUUUCCCCCGUUUCCACUAAUAAAGGAUUGCCUUUAUAAAAUACGCCGAGAGCGCGUGGAAAUAGUGUUGAUAUGUUCGCAUUGACCGGGACAACCAUGGUUUCCGCUACUCAUGGAGUUAGCAAUAUACAUUCCGAUAGUGUUCCCACAGCACCCACACCUCCUGUUGUCAGCGGCCGGCAAUCCACAUCCGUUAAUCGAAACGGGAGCUUUAACUCUAACCGCCUGGAAGUUGUCCGGAGCGACCUUUCAAGCAGAGGUUUUUCGCCGGAGGUAGUCCACUUACUCCUGGCGGGAGUCCGUCCCACCACACAGACUGCUUACCAGUCCUCCUGGACAUCUUGGAGUGAUUGGUGUGUACGACGGGGUGUCGAUCCCUUGUCGAAUGCUAUAAACAAUGGGUUGGAAUUUCUUUCUUACAUGUUUAAUGGAAAGCUUAUAGUACUGUUAAUAUAGCAAAAUCGAUGCUAUCAGGCACUCUCCCACCAAUAGAGGGCCAAGCCGUGGGCCAACACCAUCUCGUCUUAAAGUUAAUGAGGGGAAUUUAUAAUUCCAACCCGCCAAAACCGAGGUAUGCAGUGACCUGGAGCAUUGAUUUGGUAACAAAUCCUUUAAACACUCUGCCAUCGAAUCCCGAUCUAAGUUUGGCAGUGAUAUUUCGAAAACCGGCGGUUCUGUUGGCCUUUACCUCCAUACUCAGAGUCUCGGAGCUAGCCGCAAUCGAUAGGCAAUCGGUGGUAAUCAGCCAAGGGAAAGCGCAAUUCUCGUUGGUUAAACCACGCAAAGCUAAAAAAGGGGGCGUCUUGCAUAAUUUUGUAAUUCAGAAAUUUAAAAGUAACCCUAACUUGUGCCCGGUGGUAUGUCUAUGUGACUACAUUUUGCAGACAGAAGCACUGAGGAACAACGUAAACAGCAAGCUGCUGUUCCUGUCGCCGGUCAGACCCUACAAAUCUGUUACAGGUUCAUCAAUUGCUAGAUGGAUUAAAACCAUAUUAGGAGAUGCGGGUGUGGAUACGGCAACGUUCAAGGCCCACUCCACCAGGGGAGCAGCGGCAUCAAAAGCGACUAGAUGCGGAAUUCCGGUUGACACAAUCCUUUAAACAGC